AUGUGUCGGUUUACUGUUUAUGUUCUAUUGGUUUUUGCUGCUCAUCAGGCUAUGAGUGAAAUAACAGCUUACGAAGUGAAUAAUUCAAGUGAAAAUGAAAUAAUGGAAAAGCCAUUUACUUGGCUAAAAGGAGUUCAAAAUAUUGUUUCCAGUCCAGCAGGACAUGUUGCUGUACAAAUGGCUAAAGAACUAAUAAAUCGUUCAGCUGGAAACAGCCAAGUUCUAAGUUUGAAUCUCACAAACUUACUGAUAAUAAUACUACUAAAGAUUCUAAUAUUUGCUGCUGGUAUGUUGGGCGCUGGUCAUUGGGGCGGUUAUGGUUACGGCUAUGGACGUUCUAUUGAUAGAAGCAGUGAUGUAUAUGAAUAUGGUCUCAAUGAAGGUGAAGCAUAUCUUAUUACUGGAUUUCUGGCAGCUCAAGGGGCUGGAAUAGAUGAUUGCCUUUAUGCAGCUGCAUGUGAGAGUCCGAAAGUAGCAUAUGAGUAUGCAAAAGCAGCCAAAGCCUUAAUGGAAGGCAUUAAAAAGUUUGAAAAUAAUUCUUUUAGUAAUCCACGUUAUAACGAUCUUCUUGUAUUAGUGGAAAAAGCAGCCCACGAUGGUUACCGUGGAGUACCCUGUAAUACGACUUUUAAAUGCGAUGGGCUACUCUGA
This is a messenger RNA of Teleopsis dalmanni, 651 nucleotides long. RefSeq lists its product as uncharacterized. The record is from RefSeq and is a predicted model, not a curated record. Bases 1 to 651 code for a protein of 216 amino acids. The transcript has 4 exons. Lineage: Eukaryota; Metazoa; Arthropoda; Insecta; Diptera; Diopsidae.